ACCAGCAAGUGUAAAAGAUUGAGCAGGAGAGAAACCUUAACACAAGCAGUGAAUGCUGACAUUAGCUUUCUGAGACGCUGAACGCAACGACUUCACCCCAGUCGGACCAAGAGAUGAGGUCCAGCUCUUUAGAUGCUGCUGCUGCUACGUUAAAACAGGAUCUCAGGGAGCCACCAUCCGUCCUGGACCACAGGAUACCAGAGGGCGGUCCACAGUGUGUCAGUGACCCCCCCACCUAUUGCAUCAGAGCAGCAGGAGUUCUGAGCUAUAAUCGGGAGUCUGACAACAACAGGAUAAACUUAACACCCAUUCUUCCAGCGUCCCAGGCCCUGACGGAAUACCCAGUGAAAUGUGAGUACUGUGGAGAAAAGGCCCGACCUUCCCUGGAUCUAACAUGGGCACAAGGGCCAGAGACAGUGCCUCUCUUCUGCUGUGCCCAGCGGCAGCAGCUGUGUAAGAUGCUGGUGAAGCAGAGAUGUGUGGUUGAGGGGAGAUGUGACCUGAGGACUGGUACGCCAACAUCACCGAGAGACAAGCCAGCCACAGACAUCGACGAGCUUCUCUUCAAAGGCAAGGAGAUGGCAGACCACAACAGGUUUAUCAUGGAGUUACCGGGGGGACUUGGAGAACAAUCACAACUGAGACUCUCUGAGGAUUACUCAAUCCAACUCCCUGUUGCACAACCCUCUGUCCCAAAAUCAAAGGUCCUCAGCUUUCGGCUGUCUUGUCCUCCAUUAAAAGGAUGCUGGACAGUGUGUCCUUGUAGCGCAACUGAGAAGCACUUGAAAACAAAAGAGGAAGAGGAGGUGUUGGUCCCUUUUUGUGAACACAAGCCACUUCUGUUCGGCAUAUGUCGUCAUCAGGAUGGGGCACAAAUUCUACAGAAGUAUUAUUCCAAUGGCAUGAAAUUUCUUACUGUGUUCCCCGAUGGCUCUGCUCAGGUCUUCUAUCCCUCAGGUCUCUUGGCUCUCGUGGUCGUGGUCACAGAGGAAAAUGGAAGAGUCUGCAUAGUGUAUGAUGACAGCUCCUAUCAACCAAUCAGAGCCCUGUUCCAGUCUGAUGGCAGGGCGACAUGUUAUCACAGCAAUAGAAACAUAUGGCUGAGCUUAAACAGUUCAGGCGGUCAGUGUUUGGACGAGGUGGGUGCCAGGGUUCGGCGGUGGAGCUGGAGCAGCCGGGGCGUCCCUCCCACUCCCCUGUACCCCGUCUUCCUGUCCCUCAACAAAACUGUUGGGGUUCGAGUCUUCGGGAAGGAACGCGUGUUUGUCUCCUUUCUAGCAAGAGGUCAACAGGCAAAGUUCAGUGUGGGCACCUGCGGCGCUCAGGAUGAAUCUAAAACAGUCGGGGCGACAUCAGGAGCAGCGGAGUUAAAGGAGGACCUGUUUGUGCAGGCAGCCAGGAUUAGGAUCCACCUGGUCAUUCAGCACCUCCACCAGUACCUGAUGACGCCAUCACGACCCCGGCUGCAGAAGACCAAACAAGCUCCUCACCUCCAUGCAGUCGCCCAAAGGCUUCUGGAAGUCAGUGCUGAUGUGUGAGUGAAAGAACCUUUAUCCAUAGGUGCCUUUGCUGUACCACUAAUAAAGUACACAACUACAAAUAAGUUUCUAUUUUUUCAACAAAUAUCUCAAUAGUGAAUCUGGGUUAUUUACAAGGAAUGGGCUCAAAGAUGAUCUUUAAUUCUUUUGUGCAAACUGGAUUAUGUUGCUAACAAUUAAACAGUGUAUUGAAAUAAAGUUGUAAUUUACCCCCUCA
Molecule: messenger RNA, 1755 nt
Organism: Anarrhichthys ocellatus (wolf-eel)
Lineage: Eukaryota; Metazoa; Chordata; Actinopteri; Perciformes; Anarhichadidae
Product: glutamate-rich protein 6
Exons: 12
Coding region: 114-1538 (474 amino acids)
Source: RefSeq, a predicted model, not a curated record